AUGAAACAGUUGUUCAUGAAACAGUUGUUCAUGAAACAUUUGUUUAUGAAACAGUUGUUCAUAAAACUGUUCGUGAACAAAUUUGGUACAUUUCGGGAGCACCUUGGUCUGACUGUUGCCCUGAGGGUCCUAUCCUUUGUGUGUAUCACUAAGAUAGACGGUACUGCUCCUGCUACUGUUAGAAGGUGCAGACAUCAGAUAGAGAGCAUCUUAAGAGGCCCCGCUGUGAGGAGACCAGCUUACGUAGUGACAACUCUCUCUGAGGCAGAGGAUGCUGCUCUCCAGAUACGAGAACGGACACCUGUUUUCAUGGUUUCAGCGGUAACAGGGGACAACCUCUCACUUCUACACCACUUCUUAUCACGGCUACAACCUGCUCUGUCUAAAGAAGCUCGCUCUCUGGCUUUGCAAGCUGCCCCUAGGUUCUCCGUGGACGGGGUUCUAACAGUGACUGGUCAGGGUACCAUCAUCACUGGUCUUACAACACGAGGGACGAUACGUGAGGAGGACACAAUGUUGCUGGGACCCUUUGAUGACAAGUCCUACGAAGAGGUAAAGGUGGCCAGUAUCCAGUGUAACAGACUACCCAGACGUCUUGCUAAGUGUGGUCAGAGCGUCAGUCUGGGGUUCCAUAAACUCGAGAGAACACCAAGAAAAGGGAUGAUACUACAAAGUCCAAGUUACGAGAGCUAUUGUGUCGAGGAAUUCACUGCAGAAAUAUACAUCUUACAGCAUUCUUCGUCAUCUAAACUUAAAGUGGGAUUUGAAGCGACAGUUUUUAUCGACAGCAUAAGACAGACAGUUGAGAUAAUAAAGAUGGAGCGUGAAAUAACAACCGGUCAGAAAGCCAAGGACUUCUGA
Messenger RNA from Bolinopsis microptera, 861 nucleotides. RefSeq names its product GTP-binding protein 2-like. The transcript has 9 exons. NCBI's taxonomy places the organism in Eukaryota, Metazoa, Ctenophora, Tentaculata, Lobata, Bolinopsidae. The record is from RefSeq and is a predicted model, not a curated record. Gene Ontology annotation, biological process: translational elongation. The coding region runs from base 1 to 861 and encodes 286 amino acids. Gene Ontology annotation, molecular function: translation elongation factor activity.